Molecule: messenger RNA, 993 nt
Organism: Iphiclides podalirius (scarce swallowtail)
Lineage: Eukaryota; Metazoa; Arthropoda; Insecta; Lepidoptera; Papilionidae
Source: the annotation of a GenBank genome assembly
AUGCUGAGCCGGUGGAAGAGUAAGGAUAAAUCCGAGAAGAGCGGCAAGGCUGGUGCCGGCGGCAAGAAGAAGCGGAAAGGCCGGGACAGCGAAGAAGACUGGCACGGGGAUGGAACGCGAAUGGACGGGUUAUCUGACUCGGAAACCGGACGCUCGUCGUCGCGGAGCCGGUCGUCACGUCGCGACGACCCUCGCCGCCACACCCUGGCCACCAACAACCUGCACGUGCACUCUCACCACCCGAGCCAAAUCAGCUUGCUGACCGAUAGUCGAUCAACAAAGCAAUCUUUGAACGCUCCUGAGUACGCUACAGUCCAUAAGUUUCAAGGUGAAACUGCAGGAAUUAAAAAGCAACUGCCGAUAGGGUAUCCCGUGCCGAACAAUGCGCACCUCUUCGAAGAUGACCCCGGAGUUAUGUCAGAAGUGGAAACCUCUUCCACUGGGUUCCGACGCGGUGGCAAGCAGAGAUCGUCUUUGCCGGUGGUCCGGACGCCCAGUAAGACUUUGGAGCGGCCCUUGGGUUUAGUCUUCCUGCAAUAUCGCACUGAAACGAAGCGCGCCCUCCUACCGAACGAGAUCACAUCCCUGGACACCGUAAAGGCCCUGUUCGUGCGCAGUUUCUCUCAGCAGCUAACCAUGCAGUACUUGGACUCCCCCGCCGUCAAGAUCUACAUGCACGACGCGUCUAAAGACGUCUUUUUUGAGCUUGAAGAUGUACGGAGCCACCUGCGAGACAUUCGCGAUCGUAGUGUGCUUCGUCUCUUCGAAGCGAACGACGUGGUGGGCAACUCAUUUCCAGGAACCGCUGGUAUCAACUCUUUGUCGAUACCGUCAUCUUCAAGCAUCAGCUCAACAUCGAUUUGGGAGGAGCAGAGCUACUUCAGUGAGCCCGAAAUCGAUUCCGAAUAUAACCAUCACCAUGUCCACAAGUCGAAGGUGAGUGACAUUAUUCCGUUGCACCAUGUUAGCACAAUGCGUGCUGGCCUCAAAUAC